AUGGCGGCGCUGUUAGAGCCACCGCCACCAUUUCCGCUUCUUCCUCCCAAUUCAAACUCAACCCGUCCCAUUCCGUACAAUCUCAAACUUGGAAGGCCAGCGAACUCUUCGAACAAGCCCGCGCUUCUUCGAAGCCUCCACUCCCCAACCACCACCACCACCACUCCUUGUUGCGCUGCCACUCCCGAACAACCCGUAUCCGAAUCACCCGACCCGGUUCCGGGGACUGCUUUGGUGCGGACCCGGGACCGCCGCAGAGCUGUCCGGUUAGCCUGGGAGAAGCUGGUCCGGUGGUCCAGGUCCUGGCGCUCCAAAGCCAAGACCGAUGUCCUUGAACGCACUAACAAGGUAGUGGUGCUUGGAGGUGGGUCUUUUGCUACGGCAAUGGCUGCCCAUGUUGCAAAUAGAAAAGCCCAAAUGGAAGUUAACAUGCUGGUGCGUGAUGUUCAAGUUUGUCAGUCCAUUAACAGCAACCAUUGUAAUCGUAAGUACUUCCCAGAACACAAGCUACCAGACAAUGUAAUUGCCACAACUGAUGCCAAAACUGCUUUGCUUGGUGCUGACUAUUGUCUUCAUGCAGUCCCUGUGCAGUUCAGCUCAUCCUUUCUUGAAGGAAUUGCAGAACAUGUUUAUCCAGGCUUGCCCUUCAUAUCAGUUAGCAAGGGCUUAGAGCUCAAUACGUUGAGGACCAUGUCUCAACUCAUCCCCCAAGCAUUGAACAAUCCUCGGCAACCUUUCAUUGCACUAUCAGGGCCCUCUUUUGCUCUGGAGCUGAUGAAUAAAUUACCAACAGCAAUGGUUGUAGCGUCAAAAGACAAAAAAUUGGCAAAUGCAGCUCAGCAGCUACUAGCUUGUAACUAUCUAAGAAUCAGCACCUCAAGCGAUGUCAUAGGGGUAGAAGUUGCAGGUGCUCUCAAGAAUGUGCUCGCUAUAGCUGCAGGGAUUGUGGAUGGGAUGAAUCUUGGUAAUAAUUGUAAGACAGCUCUUGUUGCACAAGGAUGCUCAGAGAUAAGGUGGCUGGCUACUAAGAUGGGUGCGAAGCCGACAACAAUUACUGGUCUAUCAGGAAUUGGAGACAUUAUGCUUACAUGUUUUGUGAACCUUUCCAGAAACAGAACAGUUGGGGUUCGUCUUGGAUCAGGGGAGCAACUUGAUGAUAUACUAAGUUCCAUGAAUCAGGUGGCAGAGGGUGUAUCAACAGCUGGAGCAGUGAUUGCACUAGCGCAGAAAUAUAAUGUAAAGAUGCCAGUUUUGACUGCAGUAGCUCGAAUUAUCGACAACGAACUGACCCCGAAGAAAGCUGUUCUUGAACUGAUGAGCCUCCCUCAGGUUGAAGAAGUCUGA
Molecule: messenger RNA, 1344 nt
Organism: Prunus armeniaca (apricot)
Lineage: Eukaryota; Viridiplantae; Streptophyta; Magnoliopsida; Rosales; Rosaceae
Source: the annotation of a GenBank genome assembly